Molecule: messenger RNA, 2706 nt
Organism: Sardina pilchardus (European sardine)
Lineage: Eukaryota; Metazoa; Chordata; Actinopteri; Clupeiformes; Clupeidae
Gene: dus3l
Product: dihydrouridine synthase 3-like (S. cerevisiae)
Exons: 15
Coding region: 132-2087 (651 amino acids)
Biological process (GO): tRNA processing
Molecular function (GO): metal ion binding; RNA binding; tRNA dihydrouridine synthase activity
Source: RefSeq, a predicted model, not a curated record
UUGUCAGACGGACUGCUAAAUAUGUUGCACCAGCGAAGUGUCAUGCUUUCGUGUUUGACUUGCUAAAAUUGGGACUUUUCACAGGAUCGGAAGAUUGUCACAAACUGUUCUGUGAUUUCAGUCGUGGGGCCAUGGACACGACCGCAGAAACCGCACGAACUCCAGAAACCACUGCUGCUAAUGGGAUUGAAAAAGGCUGUGCCGCGAUAAAAAUCCAAUACCUCACAACCAAAGAGAAGUUUCAUGAGCGUGUGGAUUCAGGGUGGAAAGGUGUCAAAGGCAAAGAGGACAAUGGAGCCACAGGCCAAGUGGAGGAGAAGACAGGAGAGCCAGAGGAGAAGAAGACAGGAGAGCCAGAGGAGAAGAAGAUAAAGCUGGAUAAUGGUGCGCAACAAGAGGAAGAUAAACACAACAAAAAGAGGUUCCGGGGUCAAAAUAAGUCCAGGCCUCACAAAAAACCUCAAAGUUAUGAUGACCGAAGACUCUGCCCCUCCAUCAUACAGGAACGAGAAGCAAAAUGUUUCUAUGGUGACAAAUGCAAGUUCUUCCAUAACAUUGCUGAUUAUAUGGCCUCCAAGCCAGCUGACCUGGGAGAGAAAUGCUACCUCUAUGACACCUUUGGCAAAUGUCAUUAUGGUGUGACCUGUCGGUUUGCCAAAGCCCACACCGGACCUGACUUCAAGAACCUUGUGAACGAGGAAGUGUUCAGGACGUGCAAAGAAAAGACAGUCAAGAACAGUUUGGACAAAGACCUGCAGUGGCGUCUACGUAAGAGGCAGGUGCCUUUCGAUGCGACUGAGGCCUACCUGAAGACCAUCAUCAAAGGCAAACCCCAGGGCAAUAACAAGAGUGCCGACACUGUGGAGAAGGACAGCUGCUGCUCGGACGAUGCCCAGAAUCAGCUCACAGAAGCAGACAGUGCUGCAAAUGUGAAAGACACAGAGGAUGGUCAGGAUCAGGAGGUUGCUGUCAAAAGUGUUGGAGCGUUGACUGAUGUCGACCUUGUAAAGCUGCGUCCUUGUGAGAAGAAGCAGGUGGAUUUCAGAGAUAAGUUGUAUCUAGCUCCCUUAACAACAUGUGGCAAUCUCCCUUUCCGGCGUGUCUGCAAGCGGUUCGGUGCUGACAUCACGUGUGGGGAGAUGGCCAUGUGCACUAAUCUGCUCCAGGGCCAGUCCUCCGAGUGGGCCCUCCUGAAAAGGCACGAGAGUGAGGACCUCUUUGGAGUGCAGCUGGAGGGCUGCUUCCCAGACACCAUGACCAGGUGUGCUGAGCUGCUCAAUAACAACAUCGACGUGGACUUUGUGGACAUCAACUCUGGUUGUCCCAUUGAUCUUGUAUUCAAAAAGGGUGGUGGCUGUGGUCUGAUGAUGAGGACCAACAAAUUUGAGCAGAUUAUUAGGGGAAUGAAUUCAGUUCUGGAUGUCCCACUUACGGUCAAGAUUCGCACAGGCGUUCAAGAAAAGACCAACACAGCACACAAACUCAUCCCAGAGCUCAAAAAGUGGGGUGUAUCACUAAUAACGUUACAUGGUAGGUCCCGUGAACAGCGCUACACUAAGCUAGCAGACUGGGAUUACAUUGACACUUGCUCGAAGCUGGCUAGUCCCAUUCCACUCUUUGGUAAUGGAGACAUUCUGUCCUGGGAGGAUGCAAUGAAAGCCAGAGAAACUGGAGUGUCAGGGAUAAUGCUGGCAAGGGGUGCUCUGAUAAAGCCCUGGCUCUUCACUGAGAUCAAAGAGAAGAGGCACUGGGACAUCUCCUCCAGCGAACGCCUGGACGUCCUGCGGGAUUUCACAAACUUUGGCAUGGAGCACUGGGGAAGUGACACCCAGGGUGUGGAAAAGACCAGAACGUUCCUGCUGGAAUGGCUCUCCUUCAUGUGCAGGUACAUUCCUGUGGGAUUGUUGGAGAGAGUGCCUCAAAAGAUUAAUGAGCGACCACCUUUCUAUAUGGGCAGAGACUACCUGGAGUGUCUCAUGGCCAGUCAAUAUGUGGAUGACUGGGUAAAAAUCAGUGAGAUGUUGCUGGGACCUGUGCCGAAGAACUUCAGUUUCCUUCCCAAACACAAAGCCAAUGCUUAUAAGUAAAUGACUGCUGAACUUCUACAGUGGUUCAGGUAGUUGGUUUUAAACAGGUAUUCUGACUAUGAUUUGUGUGGCUGUUGAUUAAAUUGACAUAGAAUUUCAUUACAGUUGAUGUUUCCUAUCAGAGAGUGUCUUAUUAUAAUUGUAAAGGUUUGCAAGUGGAUGUGGAGAUUGUACAGCUGCUCAACAACAACAACAACAAUGGCAAUAUUGGAGUCUUAAUACCGGUAUAUAUUUUUUGUUUGAUUUCCCUAAAGGCUGUUUCUUUUCUUGUUUAUUUACUGUUUAUUUCGCUCAGGUGAUAUGACUUACUUCAGGACUUCUUGUUAAUUGAUGUUGAUAUGGCUUUAUUUGUUUGACAAGAAGUCUGGCCAUAUUCUCAUUCUGCAACCUUCCUUUCAUUAGUGUGUAUAUGAAUGAAAGCCUUUGGUGAGAGACUAGAUAAUAAAGAUGACCUUUCUCCUUUUUAUAUUAUAAAGAAGUCACUCACUCACCUCUACCAGUUAAGAUCAAAUCUCAGAGAAAGGUUGUAUAAUAUUUCCAUUAUGCAAAUGCUACAUAUGUUUCUGUUUCUUUUCUGUGCAGCAGUUGACAAUACUUUGAAUAAAUAAUGCUUUAGAAC